Molecule: messenger RNA, 2454 nt
Organism: Anopheles coustani
Lineage: Eukaryota; Metazoa; Arthropoda; Insecta; Diptera; Culicidae
Gene: ImpL2
Product: neural/ectodermal development factor IMP-L2
Exons: 3
Coding region: 415-1266 (283 amino acids)
Cellular component (GO): neuron projection
Source: RefSeq, a predicted model, not a curated record
UCGAUUGUGCUACAAAUAUCUGGCCUUAGCCAAGCUACCACGCUACUCUUACCUUCUUUAUCUCUCCCCGGUUUGUUGGCCGCCAUUCGUUGCUGCAAAAGUCUCAGGCAAAAGCCGCAUGGAGUGCAGAAGAACCAUCGUCCACUACUAGCGGAUGCUGAUCGAAUCGGUGCGAAAGUGAACAAAGGACGGAUUUAAUUACUUAGGCGCGGAUCGAUCCCGUGUCGUGCGUGUGUUGAAGAUCCUGCUCUACGAUUACCCUCACUCCUUGCGUUUGAGGGAAGAAAACGCUUUGUUCCUGCAAGUCAUAGAUAGUGAGAAGAAAGCGCCACCACGCAACCUCGGCAAUCUUCACAUCGCCACCUUACCCACUGCUCUUGACGUCAGCAAUCGGUGACACUGGUGUGUACAUUCAUGAACUGCUUCAAACGUUUGCUCCUGGCGGCGGCGCUGCUGCUCGCCCUGACGGCCACCGGCACCACUGGCCGCGCCGUCGAUCUGGACACGGACGGUACGCUCUCGGCGUCGGCUGGUUCCUCGUCGGAAAGUGUCCGGGGACGCGACGUACGGCCAACGUUCGUGAAAGUUACGGCCGCGCCACCGGCACGUGCUGUCCAGAUCCGUGGCACCACGGUCGAGCUGGAGUGCGAAGUGAUGGGCUCGCCGACCCCCUCUGUCCAGUGGGUGCAUGGUAGUGGCCAAACAGCUGACUGGGAAGAUGUCAGUGUGAACGUCAUUACUGAGGACACUCCGACGUCGGUUGCCCGCGUGGUGACGCGCUUGGUUAUUGAUCGGACGUCCCGUGCCUCCCAGACCACCUACACGUGCAUCGGUCGCACGGCCGGCCUGGAGUCCAGCUCGUCCACCGUCGUGUACCACGUCGACAGUGUGGCCCACCUGGGUAACUUCUCCGACGUGCCGCUGCUGCGCCCAUCGCCCACCGUCGACUCGGCGCUGCACAUGUUCAAGAACCUGAAGGGCGCCCGUAUUACGCUCCACUACCGAACACUCUUCGAGAACAUGGGCACGACCGUGGUGCUGCCGUGCAAGGCGGUCGGCCGACCGCUUCCCGAGAUCACCUGGCUGAACGAGGAGGGCAAUGUGGUCGGAAGCAUGCAGGAUCCGCGCUUCCGCACCCUGCCGACCGGUGAGCUCAUCAUCACCGGACUGCGGUGGUCCGAUAUGGGCUCGUACACGUGCGUCGCAAAGAACGUCCUAUCGAAAGACGAGGCCGACACGUUCAUCUACCCGAUACGGCCCAACUAAAAUGCACGGUUUGACCCCUCAAAACUUCGUCGCAAGUAGUAGCGUUAGAUAAUGCAGGAACGUUUGGAAAUGAAAUCUUAUAUGUAAAGCUAAGGAUAGAAAACAUGGAAAGAAGUAACUAAAGAUAAUUGCAACAUUGCAACAAAACAAAACAAAAAAUUACAAAAAAAAACUGGUUAGAACCGAAACACUUAUGCCAUUUACUUAACUUAUUGUACGUUGUGCAAAACUAAUGAUACAUUCCAUAAUGCUACCAGCAAACAAAUUAUAUUUUAAAGAAACAACAGAAGUCGUAUAGAAGAAGAAAAAUACCACUUAAAACCAACCAGGCAGCUAAGCGCACUCGCUCAAGUGCAGCGUACUAUUUUUAGUUAUUUAUAAUAUAUCCUAUGUCAUAAUAGAACAUAUAAAAAAACCUAAUGUAAUGUAUGUGUUUUACCUGUACCGUACAGUGAGCGCAUACAGCAAAACAAACCAUCCUCUUGUGCUCUCUAUGCGAUGAUAGCGAUGUUAAUCUCCUACUUUACGUAAAUGUGUGACAGAAAGGGCGGAUGCUGGUCGAUGGUACCGGUUCUAAAAUAAGCGAGUUCCCCAAUAGAGCCGGCUUCCGGUCACUCGGGCGCGCGCGGGGAAAGUUUUGAAUGAAAAUGUGUAAAUAUAUCUACCACUUGUCUCGCUACCAAAACCCGAAGGAAGAAGAUGCCGGAGAAAGACGGGGAACAAAGGGAACCAUUUGGUGCCAGAAUGGCACAGUAAGAUUAAGGAUUUUAUGACGCGGUGACGGUAGCGCUUCGUACGCUACGGUUUGGUUUUCGGCCCAAGGAGGAACGCCGGUCCCAAAUGUAGGUGCUGCAAAAAGAAAUAACCGCAGUGGUGAAAACAAAACAAAUCGAACGAUUACCAAUAAAAUGUUGCCUAAACACAGCAUAAAGCUCUUUUGUUUUUCCUCUAGCUUUUAAAUAAUAAACUACUCGUAAAUUAUCCACAUACUUAAAACUAUAGCCUCAUCUUUCUACUUGUGUAUUACAGUGAGUUAUGAGAAGUAAAGACAAAAGAUCGAGGCAAUUUCCAAAUUAAAGAAAAAUUAACAGAGAUACGGGCUCGUCAUCGAGCUGUACAACUGGUUUCACUCAUCGUUAUAUACAAUUGUUCGUCUACCUGUAAUAAACGUGAUUAGCACAUGAUAAA